Molecule: messenger RNA, 690 nt
Organism: Phytophthora sojae
Lineage: Eukaryota; Oomycota; Peronosporomycetes; Peronosporales; Peronosporaceae
Exons: 2
Coding region: 46-690 (214 amino acids)
Source: RefSeq, a predicted model, not a curated record
CUACGAUUAUACGGUAUUUGGUGUUCUGCGGUCAGCAACUUGCAAAUGUAUCGGAGACUGCAGCGCCUCGGCGGGCGCGUGCGUGGGCGCGCGUGGAGCUCCAGCGCCAAGCCCGCGUCAACUGCAGGCACCAACAAUGCAGCACAGACUGGUGCCACUACUGUCGGCGCGUCCACCCGCUCCGCGACGCCCGGCACCGUGCGCGUGACCAAAGGGUUCGGCGCCGACAAGCACGAGGCGGAGCUGGACUCGACCAUCGCGCGCAUCAUCGGCUCGGACUGGGGCGACCGCUCGCACCAGCCCGUGUCGAUGGCCAUGCGUAUGUACUGGAUCAUCUUCGGUCUGGUGCUGGCCAACGGCGUGUUCACGUACGUGGCCGGCAAGGACGAGUCGUUCCUGGUGGAGAAGCUCAAGAAGAAGGCGGACGAGAAGCUGGGCGUCGAGGAAGAGGAGAACGAGUUCGAGGAGAUGGCGGGAGACCAGCAGCAGCACGAGGCCGCCAGUGCCGCACGUCGCCCCAAGACGAAGGCGGAACUGGAGCAGCAGUUGGCGCAGCUGAGGCUGCAGCAGGAGCGUCUGCAGAAGCAGAUUCGUAGCGGUGAAGGAGUCAUGAAGGAGGAGCUGGAGCACCAUGUGCGCAUGAUCGACGUGCAGAAGGACCAGGUCAAGCGCCACAUCAAAAGCUUGUAA